CCCGGUUUCCGGGUUCCUGUGGGCUCGGGGGUCGCCAACGGGGCCGCCGCCGCCGGGACCGGCCAUGGAGAAGCUGCGGCGGGUGCUGAGCGGCCAGGACGACGAGGAGCAGGGCCUGACGGCGCAGGUCCUGGACGCCUCGUCCCUCAGCUUCAACACCCGCUUGAAGUGCUUCGCCAUUUGCUUCGUCGCUGGCAUUUUCUUCUCCAUCCUGGGCACGGCGCUGCUCUGGCUCCCCGGCGGCAUCAAGCUCUUCGCCGUGUUCUACACCCUGGGGAACGUCGCCGCGCUGGCCAGCACCUGCUUCUUGAUGGGCCCCGUGAAGCAGCUGAAGAAGAUGUUUGAGCCGACGAGGCUGCUGGCCACGGUCGUCAUGCUGCUGUGCCUGGUGCUCACCCUGUGUGCCGCCCUCUGGUGGCACAAGCGGGGCCUGGCCUUGCUGUUCUGCAUACUGCAGUUCUUGUCGAUGACCUGGUACAGCCUGUCCUACAUCCCGUACGCCAGGGACGCGGUGAUCAAGUGCUGCUCUUCCCUCCUGAGCUGAGGCCGCUCGCUCGGGCGGCUUCUGGGAGCUCAUGCUCUGCUUUUGGCGACGUGCCCUGCCCGACGGACGACCACUCCAGGAGCGCCCGCAGGGACCACUGUGAAGACCCGGCGUGGACGGCCGCAGACGCGCGUGCACAGCCGCUCCGCGCUCCCGCGUGGGGUGCGGGGUCCUGGCCAGGCUCUCCCCGAGAGGGGUCAAGCCCCAGCCGCGCGCGGGUCCUCUCCGGCCGCUUCUUCCCUCUUCUCCAAGCCGCCUUUGAGACGCGGCUCUCCGGGGUAGACGCGUGCUGCGUGCGACGCUCCGUUCGGCUCCUUUAAGAUGUCCACGUUUUUAACUUUUUUAAACAAACUUUAAAUGUGAAUGUUUUUACUUUAGCUAAACACGGCUUAUUAUAUGUAAUAAAAAUAAUAUAUAAAUCUUUACAACUUUGAGAUAAAUCCUCACUUCCACGCUUGGAAAACUAACAUUUUCUAGAUGCCGCGUGUGCUGUUUUGGGGGGCCUCGCUCAGGG
This is a messenger RNA of Talpa occidentalis (Iberian mole), 1058 nucleotides long. It is a transcript of the gene SFT2D1, whose product is annotated as SFT2 domain containing 1. The transcript has 8 exons. Lineage: Eukaryota; Metazoa; Chordata; Mammalia; Eulipotyphla; Talpidae. The record is from RefSeq and is a predicted model, not a curated record. Gene Ontology annotation, cellular component: membrane. Gene Ontology annotation, biological process: vesicle-mediated transport. The coding region runs from base 65 to 544 and encodes 159 amino acids.